Molecule: messenger RNA, 6228 nt
Organism: Budorcas taxicolor (takin)
Lineage: Eukaryota; Metazoa; Chordata; Mammalia; Artiodactyla; Bovidae
Gene: RMND5A
Product: required for meiotic nuclear division 5 homolog A
Exons: 9
Coding region: 410-1585 (391 amino acids)
Biological process (GO): proteasome-mediated ubiquitin-dependent protein catabolic process
Cellular component (GO): cytoplasm; nucleus; GID complex
Molecular function (GO): ubiquitin protein ligase activity; protein binding
Source: RefSeq, a predicted model, not a curated record
CGCGCCGCCUCCUUCUCUAGCUGGGGUGGUGGUUGCCCCCCUCGGGUCGGCGGCGCUUGGUGCCGCCCGGGAGAACCAGGUCAUCGGUCGGUUCCCUUGAAAACAAAAACAAUCGGCGGCGCCGCGGCGGGCAGUCGAACGCGGCGAGCGGGGAAGCCGGGGCGCGGGGCCGAGUCUGACCAACUAGCGAGAGCAGCGGCCACGCGCCGGGGCCGGGGCGCCAUGGGGCAGGCGGGCGCGGGCUUCGCUAGGCUCCCCUGGCGUCGGGGCUAGCGCUUCCGCCGCCUCGGCCUCUCGCGCCGCCCGCCUGGGGGACGAGGAGCAGGACGCGGCCUCGGCCGGGCCCGGGCCGAACGGCUGCGGACACUCGGGAGCCGAGGAGCAGAACACCGCCACCGCCGCCUCCGGGAUGGAUCAGUGCGUGACGGUGGAGCGCGAGCUGGAGAAGGUGCUGCACAAGUUCUCGGGCUAUGGGCAACUGUGCGAGCGCGGCCUGGAGGAGCUCAUCGACUACACGGGUGGCCUCAAGCACGAGAUCCUGCAGAGCCACGGUCAAGAUGCUGAAUUAUCAGGGACACUUUCACUUGUCUUGACACAGUGCUGUAAGAGAAUAAAGGAUACUGUUCAGAAGUUGGCCUCUGACCACAAAGACAUCCACAGCAGCGUUUCUCGGGUUGGAAAAGCCAUUGAUAAGAAUUUUGAUUCCGACAUCAGCAGUGUGGGGAUAGACGGCUGCUGGCAGGCAGACAGCCAGAGGCUUCUCAAUGAGGUGAUGGUGGAGCACUUCUUCAGACAAGGAAUGCUAGAUGUUGCUGAGGAGCUCUGCCAGGAAUCUGGUCUUUCUGUAGACCCAAGCCAGAAAGAACCAUUUGUGGAGUUAAAUCGAAUAUUAGAAGCGUUAAAAGUCCGAGUUCUGAGACCUGCUCUGGAAUGGGCAGUAUCAAACCGAGAAAUGCUCAUAGCCCAAAACAGCUCCUUGGAAUUUAAGCUACACAGACUCUAUUUUAUUAGCUUGUUAAUGGGUGGAACUACAAAUCAGCGAGAGGCGUUGCAGUAUGCUAAAAAUUUUCAGCCAUUUGCCCUAAAUCAUCAAAAAGACAUUCAGGUCUUGAUGGGGAGCCUCGUGUACCUGAGACAAGGGAUUGAGAACUCACCGUAUGUUCACCUGCUUGACGCAAACCAGUGGGCUGACAUCUGUGAUAUCUUCACCCGGGAUGCCUGUGCCCUCCUGGGGCUCUCCGUGGAGUCUCCGCUCAGUGUCAGUUUCUCAGCAGGUUGUGUGGCGCUGCCGGCUUUAAUUAACAUCAAAGCUGUGAUCGAACAGAGGCAGUGCACUGGCGUUUGGAACCAGAAAGAUGAAUUACCUAUUGAAGUGGACCUUGGUAAAAAGUGCUGGUAUCACUCGAUAUUUGCCUGCCCUAUUCUUCGUCAGCAAACAACAGAUAACAAUCCACCCAUGAAAUUGGUCUGUGGUCAUAUUAUAUCAAGAGAUGCCCUGAAUAAAAUGUUUAAUGGUAGCAAAUUAAAGUGUCCAUAUUGUCCAAUGGAACAAAGUCCAGGAGAUGCCAAACAGAUAUUUUUCUGAAGAAAUAACUUUAGUUUGCAAUUUGUAAGUGAAACGGAAUCGAGGGUGCAUUUCAGAAGAGAACGUUCCAUUUAAUGCAGCUAACCAAGGACUCCCAUGUUUCUAUAAGCUAAUGCUCCAGAAACUUUGCCAACAUCUUAGUGUGUAUGCACGGUGGGGAGUGCUCCAGUUGGAUAUUAUCAUAGGGCUUUAUUAUAUUCUUGGUCUUCAUUUCUGAUCAAGUAAAUACACCAGCAGUUGUCAUUCAAUGCAGGUUUUUGUACUUAAUUAUAUGGUGAUUUUUUUACUUUCUAAGAGCAGAAACAGAAAUCUACCUUCCUGCCAUGUGUUUAGUAGUGCUCCUGCUUUUACUUUUGCCAUUCUCCCGAUAACUGUAAGCCUUGAGAAUGUUUGUGAAGAAGUUUUAUUUCCUGUUAUGUAACAUAAUUAAGUGAAAAUCCUUCAGAAAAAAAGUUUGAUAAACUGAAUUGUGGUUAUGAAACUCAUCUGCAGGGUUUUGUUUUUGUUUUGCUUAAGGAAGAAAGCUGUGAUAAAUUGCAAAUUUGCUUUCUGAUAUUUUCCUCUGCUCCAGCUCUCACUGAGAAGUCAGCAGACCUGCGCCUGAGCUGUGCUGGUAGCCCCAGCAGGCUGCCUGUUGCAAAAUUCCUUAAUGAAUUUACUAGCAGGUCGGCGUGACCAGUCUUCCACUAGAAUAGAGUGGAAGCAGUACUUUUGUUUCUUUGCUUUUAUUGCCAAGAGAUGCUUGUUUUAAGAGUGUGUUCAAUAAAACAAAAUUCUGAUGUUAGAAGUGUUAAGUUGACAUUUGCUCUCUUGGUCUUGGUAGCCCUCUUCUCUGAAAUCUGCCUUCAGGACUUGGCUGUGUAUAUUGCAUUUGUAUAUCAUUGCAGACACAGUGUUGUGCAUGUGUGUGUACAUAUAUAUAUAUACAUGUGCACCAGCAUCAAACAUUGUGUAUCUGGAAGGGAAGAAGCAUGUUCCAGUCCUCAGAUGCAGUUACCAGACUCAUCACUUUCAGUCCUUCAAGUUAGAAGUUAGCAAAUUUUCUGUAGCACAGAAUGUUUAUUGCUGUUUUUUUGUAUUUGAAUAGCAUCCUGUUCAAUGCCUCUCUUCUGCAAAACGUAUCAUCUCAUUGACUGUGAAUCUGUAUAUUAUUCUGAUGGAUACAGAUAAUGAUCGUUUCUCUUGUGAGGUAUCGUCAUUUAAUGCACUGUCCGGAAAUAGCCAUGCGUGAGAAUCUUUCUCUGUAUGAUGAACUACAAGGAAAAGACAUCUGUGGACGCACUUCUGACUUAAACCCAUGAAGUUACUUCAUUUUGAGGAGAAUGUCAUAUGGAAAUCACCAAAUACUUUGCAACUCUAUAUCAUCUGACUCAGAACUGACUAUCAAUAUAGGAAAACUUCCACGAGAAAAUGAAGAAAGGAGACGACACAGAAGCAAAGAGAAACGUGGCGCUUCACAUUUUAAACUGCAGACUGACUUCAUUUGCACGGGCGGGGAGGAGGGUGAUACCGGAUUUGGUGCUCAGUUAUUGGAAACUGGCAGCAUUUGCUGUUAUAUACCAGCCGGGAUGGUUCAUCCUGAAAUGUUUACCAGGGAGAGCUUGGAUUUAUUUGUAAAUGAAGGGGAUGCUGCUUGGUUGCUGUGUGUGGUCAGGCUGACGGUGAGGGUUGUUACUGUAUGCUGUGGGGCUGAGCCAGGAUUUGAUUGGCCGGCUCAGUGCUCGCUUUGCCUGACUUCCUGCUUUGGCCAGCUUCCGGCUCAACUCCACAGCUCUCCUGUUGGAACCCACUGUCUGCUAAAGCAGUGAAGGAAGAGAGCAGAGAGUAGCUCCUCGGACUCCAGGAGAAGGUAGAGAACUCCAGGCAACACUUGGGCCAAGGAUGUAAAAGUGACUUAUCUUUUUUUCUUUCAGUUAAACCCAGAGUGUCUUUUUAUUAUUAUUUUUAUUUUUUUUACCUUUUGCUCACUAAGCCAGAUUUAGUUUUAGUUACAACUUACUCUCACCUUUUCACCUCAAACACCCACACAAUAUUGAGGCUUUGUGUAAGGUUCCUACAUUACUGACAUUGCUCUGGAGGCUGGUGAUAGGUGUUUUUGACAGCCAGACCCCCCAGCAGCUGGCUUAGGUCCCUUUCAAGAGAAGCCAGAAAAAGCUCCGCUUUGUCCCUCUCGCAGUGUUGGCAGCCCUAUUGACAGUUUUCUGUGCAGCUCGUGAAACUUUAGAAAGAAUAUGCUUUAAUGGAAGCAUCUGAUUUUGCAUUUGCCCAUGCAGGGUCCUUGUUCCCACUGGGCAGGGUUAGGGCCAAAAAUUUGAGACUGUUGAUCUGAUAAUUUAACAUGCAAAUGAUGUCUUGUGACCUUCUAUAAUGAAACAUACAGACUUAAAAUUCACUGGUGACUAAAUGUGAAGGAAAGAGGUGGAUUUGAAGAGACCAGAGCUUAACCAAAGAUACGGAAAUGCAGCAUGCUGCCCUUUCAGCUCCAGAAACACCUUCCCCAGUGGUGUCAGGACCAGGUCGUCGCUGAGACCGUCAGUGCAGUCGUUGCACUCUGCUUUCUCUUGAAGAAGGUCGUGAUAGAGCCAAGGUUUUUACAGUCAGAUUAAUGAUAACAGUGCGCAUUUAAAACAGAAUCUGAGUGAUUUCUUAAAUCUCUCGGAAUCUAUUUCCAUUUCCCAGGCUCCGACAGAGGCCAUGGAACUAUGCUAAACCAAUAAAACCUUAUCAGCUCCUUACAUUCUGAUUUAGAGCCACUGCACUUUCAAGUACACACUGAAGUGCAGCGGCAAAGGUUGUCUUUUGAUCUUUUUUCUUCUUCGUGCAGUCAUCACUGAUGCCAUUUCUGUCAUUUUAGUGGUGAUUUUAUGAUACUUCUAAUACAUAAAUGAACGGGUAUUGGUGCCUCUUGAUUUUUAAAAUUUUGAAGAGACGAGCCACCUCAUAUUCAUAGGGUGUAUGAGUAUCUUGUGAGUGUAUGAGCAUUUGAUUGAACCUAAGAAAGUGAUGAAGCAAAUCUUAACUGAUUUUUCUGUAGCAGCUGAUGUAUACGGACACACUAAAACCCACGUCUCAUUAUGUGGGGAAUGAAGAUCCUUUUUUUUUUCUCUCCAAGUAGUCCCACAGGUUAUGCAGUUUAAGUUCAGUAUAUUGUAUGCUGUGAGUUAUUUUCCACCUCUGUGAUUUCACCCUCUGGGACAGUAGAUUUUGCAAAAACCAAGAACUCUUGGUUUAUCUCCACAAGACAAGCUGCUGGUAGACAUUAACCCUCCGGUUUUCCAGCUCAAUCUCUGAUUAAGUGGAUUGACUGGCUGGCCAGUCUGCUUAGUCAGCUGACUCAGGUUAAUUUCAGGGAAGGCAUGGAGGCAUGUUUGGUUAACUUCAUCGCUAGGCUGUGUAAGGUGAAGACACAAACCAAAUACCUAUCAUUACUUAUCUCUACUUGCAUCAUCUUUGGGAACACUAGAAUGCUGUGGUCUUGAGGAAAUGUUGGCAAAGAACAUGCAGAAGAUUUGGUGCUUUGUAAGGCCGUCCAGCGAUGGCAGAUGUUUUGUGGCACAGUGGUGUUUACCAUAAACAGAUACAGACUUCACAAACUGUGCUUAUUGAAGGAGAAUUGAAUAGAUACCAAAAAUAGACUGACAAAUGUAUUUUAAUUGCAGAUGAGGCAGUUAGUUUUAGGGCAGGUUUUUCUGCUACUGAUUUUACUUCAAGACGUAGGGAGAGAAAAUGGUGUAGUUCUCAAGACAUUUCCCUCUACAGUUUUAAACUGUAGUGAGCAUAUGCUUCAUUUACUUCCAAAGAGGCAGAAACAGCUGGAAUUGGCUUACAGCACAUGCUUUGUUUGAUAUUAUGGGUGAUGACCUACACUCUUAUUUUAGCAGUCACUUAAUGUUCUCCAGCAAGGCAGAUGUGGGGUUCACUAGGACUUAGUGCCUGAUGUUUUUCUUUUGGGAAGGGGUGGGAGUGAAUGUAUCGGGGAUGGGAGGGUAGCAGGAGAGGAAACGGAAGAAUGAGUGUGCAUGUGUCUGAAAUUCACCAUUUGCCCCCACCUGUGUCUCGCUGAACAGGUAUUUAAUGUAUUUGGCUCCUGGCUGCAGUGUGCAUGUAUUUUUUUCCCCAUCUCCAUGUUUUCUAAACCUACACUUAAAAGGAUUCAUCGGAUCAUCUUUUUCAGAUGGCUCAGGAUUGCAUUUCUUUUGCUUACCCUGUGCUCUUGGGUUCUAUAGUAUUUCUAUAAUUAUGUAACAAUAGUGUUGCACUGUAAUCUAUCAUAUAGAGCUAUAUGUAUGGAAAAUCUUGAUCAGUUUUUUUUUUUAAGAAAUGUAUUCUGUUUGCAAAGGCACAAUAAAGUUGCAUCUAAUAGACUACAGGCAAUAAAGCUAACAAUAAACCUUAUUUAACACAAACCAUAUUCACAUUCUCUGUUCAUUUGAUCUUGAGAAAAAGUCGAGCGUAUCUGGUAGUUUCAGGGAUCUCAUUUUAACUUAAAAGGUUCUGAUAUAUUUAAUUUAUAAAAUUCAGACAUAUAAUAGAGUUUUGGGAAAAUAUAAGAAAUGCUUUGUUAAUGUGUGUAUUCCUAUGUAAAACACAUGGCUUCUCCUGUGUAUAUUUUUCAAAAUUAAAGAAAUGCACAUUUGAAAAGU